GGAGAAAUGGGAAUGGAAGAGAAAAGAUUCACGUUCCCCAGUGUUUGGGCUAGGUCUUUUGCUUUCUUCGUAAUUCCCCAUGUCCAAUUAAAAGCUCUCAAUUUCUUCUUCCUGUGCUCCCCCAACCUUUUUCGCCAUUGUUGGAGCUUCAAUCUUCAGCCCAAACGCUUGAUUUUCCCUCUCCAUUGACGAAAAGAUGAGGGAGUGCUAUCGAUUUGUCUUGCUAGUGGUGUUUGCAUGGUUGGUGAAAGGCUUGCAUGCUAGUGCAGGAGAUAUUGACCCACAAUACAGGACUUGCGUUAAACAAUGUGAAAAAAUAGGAUGCAUUGAUCAGCAAUGCUUUCCUCAGUGCAAAUUCUCUACGGAUGGUGUUUCUGUUGAUCAGCCAUGGUAUAUGCAAGAACCACUUUACUUAAGAUGGAAACAAUGGGACUGCCAAAGUGAUUGCCGUUACCAUUGUAUGGUCAAACGGGAGAGCGAAAGAGAAGCACUUGGUUAUCAUCCUGUUAAAUAUCAUGGCAAAUGGCCCUUCAAGCGUAUAUAUGGGAUCCAGGAACCUGUUUCUGUAGCAUUCUCUGCCCUCAACCUUUCAAUGCAUUUUCAUGGCUGGCUGUCCUUUUUUAUCCUUCUAUAUUACAAGUUACCUUUGAGACAAGACAAGAAGGCAUAUUAUGAAUUUGCCAGUUUGUGGCACAUUUAUGCACUCUUUUCAAUGAACUCUUGGUUUUGGAGUGCUGUUUUCCACAGUCGUGACGUGGAUCUGACCGAGAAAUUAGAUUACUCAUCUGCUGUGGCAGUACUUGGGUUUUCACUCAUUCUGGCGAUUCUAAGAAGUUUCAAUGUGAGGCAUGAGGCUACCAGAGUCAUGGUUGCAGCUCCUUUGCUUGCUUUUGCACUUACGCAUAUCUUAUACAUCAACUUCUACGAACUAGAUUAUGGGUGGAACAUGAUUGUUUGUGUUACCAUGGGCAUCUCUCAACUUCUAAUAUGGGCAAUCUGGGCUGGUGUAACUCAUCAUCCUUCUCGCUGGAAACUGUGGAUGGUGGUUGUGGGCGGUGGCUUAGCACUACUACUUGAAAUCUAUGAUUUUCCACCGUAUGAAGGUUUUGUAGAUGCUCAUGCUCUCUGGCACGCCACUACCAUCCCUCUCACUUAUGUUUGGUGGAGUUUUAUCAGAGAUGAUGCUGAGUUUCAAACCUCCAAAAUUCUCAAGAAGUCCAAAUAGCCUUGUCUCUUGUUGAAUUCCUCUUGCUUGUUCCAUUUGGGGUGUUUCUGAAGCUUACUGUUCUUCCCCCGCCCCCCAUUCAUUUGAAGCUGGAAAAGAAAAAUUAGGCAUUGUUGUAUAACAAACAUUUCCAGUUUUUGGGGAGAAUGAGGUUGGGACCUUUUAUUUUCUUCCUUCCUCCAAGGCCUUUUUUUUUGAGGAGCCUAAAUUGUACCAGAAUUUGGUUUGGAUUAUUUUAUAGAUAUUUAUUGUUCGAAAGCGUUCAGCUUCUAUUCCAA
Benincasa hispida (wax gourd) is the source of this 1503-nucleotide messenger RNA. RefSeq lists its product as uncharacterized. NCBI's taxonomy places the organism in Eukaryota, Viridiplantae, Streptophyta, Magnoliopsida, Cucurbitales, Cucurbitaceae. The record is from RefSeq and is a predicted model, not a curated record. Gene Ontology annotation, biological process: GPI anchor biosynthetic process. Gene Ontology annotation, cellular component: endoplasmic reticulum membrane. Gene Ontology annotation, molecular function: hydrolase activity, acting on ester bonds.